ACACCUUUGCACACUGUUUGCCAAGCGCCAUUUAAUAUAAGAAGAAGAAAAAGGAAAACGAGAAAAAAACAACACAGACAUGUAGUCGCACAACAGAUGGUUGUCCCGGUUACAGCGAACAGUUAUGGGUGGGUCCAGAGUUUGUUUGAAGAUGGUGGUCUGUCUUCAUUAGCGGUUCCGUAUGGCGUGGCCGGUCCAGUUUCUCUUCCGGGGCCUUCGCACUGUCGGAUUGGUUCUCCUCUACUAUGUCUUCUCCAUAGGCAUCACCUUCUAUAACAAAUGGCUGAUGAAAGGCUUCCACUAUCCCUUGUUCAUGACGCUGGUUCAUCUUGGCGUCAAUUUCUGUCUGUCAGCUCUGGCGCGGCGGGCUAUGCAGUGCUGGACAGGGAAACCCCGCAUCAUUCUGACUUGGGAAGACUACCUCCGUAAAGUGGCUCCAACAGCCUUGGCAACAGCACUGGAUAUAGGACUUUCCAACUGGAGCUUCCUCUUCAUCACCAUUAGUUUGUACACCAUGACCAAGUCCUCAGCAGUGCUGUUCAUUCUCUUUUUCUCUCUCGUGUUCAAACUAGAGGAGCCGAACCCCUUCCUGAUCCUCGUGGUCCUGCUGAUCUCCAGCGGCCUCUUUAUGUUUACAUUUGAAUCGACUCAGUUCAACAUGGAGGGCUUCAUCAUGGUGCUCUUGGCCUCCUUUAUCGGGGGAAUCCGCUGGACCCUCACUCAGGUCCUCAUGCAGAAAGCGGAGCUGGGUCUUCAGAAUCCCAUCGAUACCAUGUACCACCUCCAGCCUCUCAUGUUUCUUGGACUUUUUCCCCUUUUUCUCUACAAUGAAGCGCUGAGCCUGAGUGCUUCGGAGAAGUUAUUCCGGGUGACGGAGCUCUCUCCACUCCUCUAUUCCCUCAUGACGCUGAGUGCAGGCGGCACGCUGGCCUUCGGGUUGGGCUUUUCUGAGUUCCUCCUCAUCUCCAAAACCUCCAGCCUCACAUUGUCGAUAUCAGGAAUCUUUAAGGAGGUUUGUACGCUGCUUUUGGCAGCAUCUCUGCUGGGAGACAGAAUGAGCAAACUGAACUGGCUGGGGUUCGCAGUGUGUCUCUGUGGGAUUUCUUUACACGUGGGGCUCAAAACAUACUAUUCCAAAAAUAAGGUUCCUUCUAUUCGGCAGCUCAGCAGUAAAGGUUCAGAGCUGCAGUUGCCAUUACUUCGGCAGAACGGAGAUAAAUGUGAGGAUUCAGCUGCUGAUGACUAUGACGAUGAAGAGGAGGAGCAAGAAAUCUCACUGCAUUGACAAAACCCCACUUGCACCCAGCUCAUUCCUUAACUUUUACAGAAGCUCUUCCAGCUUCUUCGUUUCUGUUUUCUUCUAUCUGAAGGGCUUCAGUGUGACACAAGCCUCUUAGUUUUUUUCUUUUAGAUUUUUUUUUUGUUGUUGCUUCCUUAUCUAUACAUUUCUCUAUGGACUUAAAAUGCAACAAAAAAUAAGAUAUUUUGAUAUUAAAUUGUAGCAAAUACAGUCAAAUAUGAAUUUAUAAUGUCUGACAGGUGAAGAAACAGUGCUAUAUCUUUACAGCAAUGUUCUGACACAUCAGAUGAUGGAGUUUUUUUUUUUCCUUAUCCAUCAGCCACAUUGGAGAUAUCUUCGAUGUUAAUCUGAUAGUUAGUGGAGAAUAAGUUUGGACAAUUUUUUAUUUUUUUUCCCCUAAAGUUAAUGUGUAACAUAAAUCUACCAAUUCUGAAAAAAUAUUCCUAUUAAUUCUGGUUCCAAUUUUCACAUAUUCAGUAUUUUUAUUUUUUAAGGGCUAUAAUGAAUAUGAUAAAAAAGUAAUUACAGGUUCUUUGAUUGAGGUGAAAUUUUUGAAUCCAACAGAAAAUGACUAAAUUAGAUAAUCAUCUCUAUUUUAUGUGUUGUAUCAUAAAGUUGUCAUCCUUUUUCCGAUUAAUAGGAUUAAGAGGAUCCUGUGUGUGUUUAAAAGAAGAGUGCUCACAGUUCUUAGUUCUGAUGUGUUUUAUGGAUGUGAGGAAAAAUUAUUUUUCAUUAUUCCACUUGAUAAUUAAGAGAAAGUUAGCCAUUUCCUGACUCUGGCCAUUGAUUGUUGCAUCAAUAUUAAUAUUUUCCAUACAGCUUGACAUUAAGCAGCUAUCAGAUGUCAUAGACCUAAAUAUAAUUUCAUAGUGUUUAUCAGGAUACUUUGACCAAUAUUUAAAACGCUGUGCCUGUAAAUUUAAAGCUUGGUUCAAUGUUGGUUAGGUUACUAACAUUUUCCAGGCUUUUUCUUAUAUUUCAAAGCUGUGCCUUAUUAUGAGCUAUUUUUGCUAAAGAGUAUGUCUGUGAUUUGCAUAGCUAUUUAUUAAAAGAUUUUGAUGUGUAUAAUUUUCAGUGGAAGGAGACUAAUAAAAAGGGUGUAAAAAUUUACAUCUUAUUUAAAUUUUUAAUAAAUUUGUUUCAGUCA
Molecule: messenger RNA, 2447 nt
Organism: Poecilia latipinna (sailfin molly)
Lineage: Eukaryota; Metazoa; Chordata; Actinopteri; Cyprinodontiformes; Poeciliidae
Gene: slc35h1
Product: solute carrier family 35 member H1
Exons: 10
Coding region: 182-1285 (367 amino acids)
Source: RefSeq, a predicted model, not a curated record